Molecule: messenger RNA, 1644 nt
Organism: Sinocyclocheilus anshuiensis
Lineage: Eukaryota; Metazoa; Chordata; Actinopteri; Cypriniformes; Cyprinidae
Product: mediator of RNA polymerase II transcription subunit 22-like
Exons: 5
Coding region: 768-1370 (200 amino acids)
Biological process (GO): regulation of transcription by RNA polymerase II
Cellular component (GO): mediator complex
Molecular function (GO): transcription coregulator activity
Source: RefSeq, a predicted model, not a curated record
AAAUACUAGUCAAAACACACCAACUUAAGAUGUGACAUGCGUUGUAGCAACUUUACCACUUUAGCAUCCAAGAGAUACACGCGUACCCAAACAACAUUGCACUUUCACUAAUCAUACUUGGCAGAUUUUUAAUUGACCAACAGGUGUAUAAUAGUGUAAAAUACAGCAGCACUUGCGUAUUUAAUAAGCACCACUGGGCCGAUCGGAUUCAUUUUUGGCCUACAAACCAGUCCGCUAACAGGGUAGCAUUCGCGUUGGAGCCCGCGGUUAAGGUUUCUCAUAAUAAUAAACAUGUUAUUAAAAACAGAUCAACAGUCAAGCGAGUCCGCAUUGAAACUACGGAUAAUAACGUUCAACGGCUUACGGUCUAACGGCGACACAACUCGAGGCGUCAGUGCCGACAGUAACCGACCACUACACAGCUCACAUUCUUCUUCCAAAUCCUUAAAAUGCUCGCAAUUUUCACUCAGAGAGCAAGCGUUGGUGCUUUAGUUCCAAUAACCGAUAUUUUAUGAGUCAGAGAACACACUACAAAACUGGAUGCUAAAGGAUUUUAAGAAAGUAGCGGCUUCCCAGUCAAAACCGUCGGACACUCACCAUGUUGGUUCAGACGGAAAGGAAGAAGAAAAGGACUGUGGGAAAUAUAAUUACCGCGAUGACAUCAUUUGUACGCGACAGAACAAAUGAGGGAGGCUCGUGUUUAUUUGAAGAGAUGUUAAAAGAAUGUGUGCAGCUCACUGAAUCAAGUCUGACUGAAGAGCGCUGAGAUGGCCACACAGAGAGUCCUCCCGCAAAGCAAAGAAACUCUUCUGCAGAACUACAACAAGAGACUUAAAGAUGACAUCAGGUCAAUUCUAGACAAUUUUACGGAAAUAAUCAAAACAGCAAAGGUGGAAGAAGAGACUCAGGUUUCCAGAGCGACGCAAGCUGAGCAGGACCACUAUGAAAUGCACGUGCGAGCUGCCAACAUUGUACGCGCUGGAGAGUCUCUCAUGAAGCUUGUCUCAGACCUGAAGCAGUUCCUCAUCCUGAAUGACUUCCCCUCUGUCAACGAGGCCAUCAGUCUCCGCAACCAGCAGCUGCGCACGCUGCAGGAAGAGUGCGACAAGAAGCUCAUCUCCCUACGUGAUGAGAUUGCCAUUGACCUGUAUGAGCUUGAGGAAGAGUAUUACUCCUCCAGCUGUGGACAGUGGGAUGGUGUUGAGUUGCCACUUUGUGAGGCCUUUCAUCGGCAGGACAGUUGGGGGUCCCCUGAGAUGACCUCUGACCCCUCACGUGCCAACCCAGAGGAUUCAGACAACUUGGGGUUGCAGGAGUCCAUGCAGCGUCACCUCAACAGCCACGGCAGCAGCACUAGUGAGCAGUCAUGAAAUACUGGUAACUUCCUUCAUGGACCAGUUAGAUUACACAGCUAAGCAAUUUACCAUCAUAAUAAGCCCCAUCUUAAACCACCAGCUGCAGACUGCAAAUCUAAACAAUUACUUGAAUUGAUGAUGUGAUUUUGUCCUGCAAAUAUGAUACUGAAUUAAUGCUGAGAACUACUGUAGUUGGGUAACAUGCUACAGUGGUAUAAUGAAGUGUUUGCCUUUCUAUCUGUAUAUAGCUAAGUUUAAUGUCUCUGAGUGAUAUUACAACUAUGCUACA